CACCACUAACCAGCGACUGCUACCCCCACCCGACCGCAUCCAGCGGAAGAUGUCUAAGUCAGCCAUCCACCAGCCCACCACUGUCGCUCGAGUGACGCUCUAUUUCUCCUCGACAUCUUCUCAGUCUCUCUCCAAACUAGGGUUGAGCAUUAGUGUUGUGUUUGGAGUCGGGACUUUCGAAGCCAUGGAUAGAUACCAUAAAAUCGAGAAACCAAAGCCCGAGUCGCCCAACAGUUUCCCUCAGUCUUCAAUGGCUGUGAAUGGUUCUGAUUGUUUAUUUGCCGAUGAACGGUGUGACAUGGAGCUUGAUGAGACUGAUCCUGCUGUUUGGCUGAAGCUGGAGGCUGCAAUUGAUGAGUACAUCCAAAACAACUCUUUGACAUUCAAGAAUGUCUGUGAAACAUUGCUGCAGAACCUGCAUGAUGAGAGAUUGUCAAAAAGAGGUAAUGAAAACUUUUAUUUAAGGAGGGAAUUCAACGGUAUUGUGCCGUAAAACUAUGUAGAUUAGCUUAAUAUACCUGUCAUGAGCACUAUGGUUCAAGAUUAUGGUAUCGGCCAUCGACUCAAAGAUAUGUGACACAUCGAUUGCAAUGUUGCGGCAAGGUAUUGGGCGAUACAACCUAAAAAAAAUGUUGAACAUG
Ilex paraguariensis (yerba mate) is the source of this 641-nucleotide messenger RNA. The record is from the annotation of a GenBank genome assembly. NCBI's taxonomy places the organism in Eukaryota, Viridiplantae, Streptophyta, Magnoliopsida, Aquifoliales, Aquifoliaceae.